Molecule: messenger RNA, 255 nt
Organism: Saxophila tyrrhenica
Lineage: Eukaryota; Fungi; Ascomycota; Dothideomycetes; Mycosphaerellales; Extremaceae
Exons: 1
Coding region: 1-255 (84 amino acids)
Source: RefSeq, a predicted model, not a curated record
AUGGCUACUUCUACCUCCGAUACAACGGGUUCUCCGGCCACCGUGACCAGACGCAUCGCCAUUGACGACCUCGAGGACGAAAGGGACUACGUGCUCGCGAAGCUCUAUGACCAUCGCGACGAUGUGGACGAUAUCGAGGACGAGUUGCUGGACAGGGAAGAUGAGUUCCUGGAUAGGGAGGACGAAGUCUUCGAGCUGGAAGACCGGCUCGAGCAGAUUAGACAUGAGCUCAGAGCGCACGCUGGGUGGAACUAG